Messenger RNA from Yamadazyma tenuis ATCC 10573, 2679 nucleotides. It is a transcript of the gene CHS8, whose product is annotated as Chs8p. Gene Ontology annotation, molecular function: chitin synthase activity. NCBI's taxonomy places the organism in Eukaryota, Fungi, Ascomycota, Pichiomycetes, Serinales, Debaryomycetaceae. Gene Ontology annotation, cellular component: cell septum; cell periphery. The record is from RefSeq and is a predicted model, not a curated record.
AUGAAGUUGAAGCGCCUGAAAACAGUAGCCUUUCACGAAAUAACCCCCGAAUACCCCGACACUGCAUACCAGAACACCUACUAUCACCAAGAUGAAUACAACCCUAACCCUUACGACUACAACUACGACAUGAGAAUGAUGCCCACCAGGCAGUUGACGUUUAAUGGAGAUAAUUACAUGACCAACCAGUUGAGGGAUGUGGACGACGAUGGAGAUCUUGAUCCGUUUGGAGACGAAGAAUCGCUUUUCCUGGAGAUGUCCAACGAGGUGAACCGACAAAAGAGUAUCCGAGUUAAGGCUGGAGACUUGUUAGACGAGGACGAGGAUGAUUUGGACGACUAUAAGCCCAAGUUGAACUACAGUAAAACCCUCAAAAGAGCCCGUCUUGUCAACGGUAACUACGUGGUAGAUUGUCUGGUGCCCAAGACGUUAUUGGAAACUUACGGAAAGAAAAUCACCGAUGGUGGAAAGGAAAUGUCACUCUUGCGAUACAGUGCUUGUACGUGCGGACCUUCGAACUUCAGUGCAUUCAAGUACUCCUUACGGCAGGACAUGUAUACCCCCAAGAGAGACACCGAAAUCAUGUGUGUAAUUACGAUGUACAACGAAGAUGAGAUCUUAUUGGCCCGUACCUUGAAGGGGGUGUUUAACAACAUCAGCAACUUGACCAAUAGAAACCACCCCGACUGGGGUGAGGAUUCUUGGAAGAAGGUGGUGAUCACCAUCGUCACCGAUGGACGGCUGGCUCUUAACGAGCGGACUGAGAAGUUGUUGCUGGCAUUGGGGAUUUACCAGGAUACCUACGCCAAGUCCAAAAUCAACAACAAGUCGGUGAAGGCCCACGUGUUUGAGUACACGUCAACGGUGGGAAUUGAAACCAUCAACGAGAACAGAAUCCACUUGACCGUCAAUGACAAUCCGGUGCAGUUUAUCUUCUGUUUAAAGGAGAAGAACUUGAGGAAAAUCAAUAGUCAUCGGUGGUGUUUCCAGGCGUUCGCACCCAUCUUGCAGCCAAAGGUGGUGAUGCUUUUGGACUGUGGGACCGUUCCUCAAAAGGAUGCUUUCUUCCACUUGUGGAGAUCCUUCAACGAUCCGAACGUGGCGGGAGCAUGUGGAGAGAUGAAAACCGGGUUGGGACCAAACAAACUGCUUUUGUUGAAUCCAUUGGUGGCGGCACAGAACUUUGAGUACAAGAUCUCCAACGUGCUAGACAAGCCGAUGGAAUCUGUGUUUGGGUUUAUUUCGGUAUUACCAGGAGCUUUUUCGGCGUACCGGUACGAAGCAUUGUUGAACGUCAACGGAAAAGGGCCUUUGGAGAAGUAUUUUAAAGGGGAGUUUUUGCACCACAGCAACAAGAUUGAUGAAAACGACGAUGAUGAUGAAAAGGAGUUGAAAGAGAAGAGCUAUAGAGAAGUGGGUAUUUUUACCAGCAACAUGUACUUGGCCGAAGAUAGAAUUUUGUGUUUCGAGUUGGUGGCCAAGAAAGGAUGCAACUAUAUUUUGAGAUACGUGAACGAAGCUAAGGCCGAAACCGAUGUUCCUGAGACCAUUGAAGACUUUGUGUUGCAAAGAAGAAGAUGGUUGAAUGGUUCGUUGUUUGCAGCGUGCUACUCGAUUUUCCAUUGGACCAAGAUAUGGAAGAGUCAGCAUCUGUUGUUGCGGAAGCUCGUGUUACAGGUGGAAUUCUACUACCAGUUGGUGACUAUUUUGGUGUCGUGGUUUUCGCUUGCGAGUUUCUUUCUUGUGUUUGACAUCUUGACGUCGAACUUGGGUUCUAAGACCAUUGACUUUGAGGUGGGCAAGUACUUGUCAAUAGUGGCCUUAUGGCUCUACGUGGUGGCGAUCAUUUGUACGUUUGUGUUAGGGUUUGGAAAUACUCCGAGAGGAACGAAAAAGUUCUACCUCGCCAUUAGCAUUACAUUUGCGGUGUUGAUGCUAUACAUGCUUUUCGCAGCCGUUUAUUUGGCGGUGAGCACGGUGAAUUCGAUCUUGAAAAACAAUCACUUCACGGCCCUCAUGCUUGUUUCCAACGAGAAGUUUAGGGACUUGGUGAUCUCCAUGGCCAGUACAUACGUCUUGUACUUUGUGGCGGCAUUGAUAUAUGGGGAACCCAGUUUUAUGGCCACCUCAUUUUUACAGUACUUGCUUCUUUCACCCACUUAUGUGAAUGUGUUGAACAUUUACUCCUUCUGCAACAUCAACGACAUAUCGUGGGGUACCCGAAGCGACCCCCAGGCUCGGGAUCUUGGCCAGGCCAAAAGCACCGGUGAAAAAGAUGGCGAUGUGUUGAUGAUGGUAAGCGGUGGAGAUGAGCUCGAAGUAAAUGACAAGUAUAUGAACACGCUUGAGGAGUUACGGGUGGUACCUGAUAAGGUAGAGAAGAUCAACGCCAGAAAGGAUAAAGAUGACAACUACUACGCGUUGAUUAGGACCAUCACCGUGUUGGUGUGGGUAUUCUCCAACUUGAUUUUAAUUGCCAUUGUGUUGGAAAUUGGAGGCAUGAGCCAGGUCAUGCAGGUGACAAGCUACACAAUGAUCAGCAACAACUCAGAGGUAUUUUUAUCGAUCAUUCUUUGGUUGGUUGCGGGUUUGGCGUUGUAUCGGUUUAUAGGAAGUGUGUUAUUUUUGGUGUUCAAGGUGUUUCGGCCCUUGAAGUGGAAGAUCCGGGGGAGGGGGUAG